UACACGAGUUUAAAAGUAGCAAAAUGCAUUUCGUGUUAUAUUUUGCUUCGGUUCUCGUUAUAUUCCCAUUCGUCCAGGCCAAUCUGGAUUACACAACGUGCGAUUCUCCUAAAGGGAAAGUAGAAAACGUGUAUGAAGAGAGCUGUCGCGAGGCGAAUUUAAAUCGACAUUGUCCGAGUGUUUCGGCAGACACCAUAUAUUUUUACGUAAAGUUCACUUCUUUCGAAGAUAUUCCAUCGCCUUAUGUAUUGUCUCGAAUUACCGAUAUUUACACAAACAGAUCAGAAACGUUCUAUCUACCUAAAACAGAUCUUUGCACCGGUUUUAAUAUAAAAUGUUCAUUAAAAGCUGGGAUCUAUAAUAAAUUGCACACAUUUUUCGAUUUACCGGAUUCCAAGCCCGACAUAAUAAAAACAGAGAUAUAUCUGGAGAUGAAAGACGGGAGAGAUGACCAAUCCAUUGUUUGCCUUUCACUCGAAAAGCACAUGAAAAAGUUGAAUUUCAUUUUCCACUCGGCAAUGACACGUCGUAUGAUCUAAGAAUUUCUGUAAUUUUUUAAUAUUAGAAAAGUUUCUCCUACGAGAAAAUAUAAAGUAUUAGUAAUUUUAUUAGUAUUUUACAGAGUAAUAAUACACUUUAUUCGGUUAUUACUAGGUAUUUAAUUUCUACUUUAAUCCGUUAUUGUAUUGUAAGUUUUAAAAAUGCUAGAACUAAAGUAGAAACCCGCAGUAUGAAGGUGUGUCGAAAACAUCAUAAUAAAUUGUUUAUUGUUUAUUAAGUACUGUCUAAAUAUCUACUCGUUUUCCUUUCCUUCCUUUCAUUUCCCUUAUAAAUUUAUUCUAUUGACAAAUAUAACUAAAAAUUAAAUGUAUAGAAUCUUAAAAUCGACGAUAUAAUGUACAUUUAAACGAAUAGAACCGCAUUAUAUUUAUUACGUAUAUCUUCCUGUCCUAUAGGAAGUUUACAAUGAAAGCAAUUCUUGCUUAAACGUACAUUAUUUCUCAACUUUAAACUUACUUUUUAACGCCGUAGUUUAAAAAUGC
Centruroides sculpturatus (bark scorpion) is the source of this 1043-nucleotide messenger RNA. RefSeq lists its product as uncharacterized. The record is from RefSeq and is a predicted model, not a curated record. NCBI's taxonomy places the organism in Eukaryota, Metazoa, Arthropoda, Arachnida, Scorpiones, Buthidae. Bases 24 to 539 code for a protein of 171 amino acids. The transcript has 4 exons.